AAACCCUACUCCACCCCUCAACUCUAAACCCUAAGUCUAUAUUAGUUAACCCUAAGGGUAUAAUUGUACUUUACCCUUCAUUAAAAGUGAAGGUAAAAGUGAUUAGUGUAAACAUGAAAAAUAGUACUAUGAAUGUGGUGGUAUUUGUGGCAAUUUCCCAUUGUUUUAGAUGUAUUUUUGUUGUUUCAUUUCUUUUUAAAUUUCUUUGUCGUAAACCAAUGUGUUUAAAACUAUCUUUUUGAUAGACCACGUUUUCUAAAGCUAAUAAUUAUUUCUAUUAUUUUGUUGAGGUAAAAUGUUGUUCCUAGUGUUGAGGUUAAUAAAUAACUAGAGAUUGACUCCUAUAUCGCACGAGUAUUGGUUCUUAUAUAUUUUAUACAUUGAUAUUUUUUCAUAAUUUAUGUUAUAUAUUUUAAAUAAGUCUUAAUAUAACUAAUUGUAUUCAAAAACCCUGGACCGAAUAUGGUAAUAUGAUUAUUUUUUGUACAAAUAUCUGAACCCGUUUCAAAUAUAUUUGUUAUUUAGAUAUUUUUAGAUUCUUAUACAUCAGAACCGAACUCAUCCAGACCCAGAAAGACUCAACUCAAAAUCCACAUAAAUUUAUAAUGUUCAAACGGAUCCUAAUUUCAAAAAAAAAAAUUAUACCCGAAGAGAACAAUUCAUACAUAAAUAGAUAGUCAAUGUUCAUGUCUAACUGAUUUUAUAAACUAAUAAAAAGAACUCUUUCUAUAUGUUUGGUUAAAGUAAAUGAAAUAAAAAAAAGUUUUUUAUUUAGUAAAAUAAUUAUAUAGAGUGACAAAAUUGAGUAACAGUAAAUGUAAUACAUUUUUAUUAUUUUGAUUUAAGUUAUUAUUUUAUUCACAAAACAUAUCUUUGAAUUAUGUUUUUGGCUAUGUAAUUUCUAUCGAUUGAAACUAAAAUAAAAAAAAACUUUUAGUAAAACAAACUGAACCGAACGUUUAACCAUAUGCAAAAUCUAGUUAUUUUACAUUUUUGAUUUUAUAAUUGCGUUGAUUAACUAAUAAAUAAAAUUUUGUAUUAUUAUUAUUAUUAUUAUUAUUAUUAUGGUAAUAUAAUUAAUGAUGUGAUGUAUUAUUAAGGUAAAUUUUUUUAAUGAAAUUAUUAAAUUGAGUGAAAUAUGCAAAUACAAUUAAUUAAAUUAUUAAAAUAACACUAUUUUUUUAUAUCGUUAUCCAUAUUCCAAACAGUUCUCAUUUAUACUGGUAUACAUGUUUCUAAACAGUACUUUUUAAUAGUGUAAUAUUAAUAAUAUAGAUAAUCAUAUUGAAAGGAAAUCAGAAGAGAGCACUUGAGAUUUUUAAAAAAAAAUCGAUUUUUUUUAAUUGGUCUCAUCUUGUUUGUUGUUUGUCAAAGGAAACAUCCUAAAAAUGAGCUUAAUCAAAGGAUCCCACCAAAAUACUCGGACAUGUCCCGGACAAAGACUACUUCUUUGUCUGAUCCUGAAAGUUUGUAGUUCUAGAUUUUAUACACAUUGAUGAAUCGGUCAUGUUUGAGCCUUCCUCUCCUUCUUCUUUAGGACAAAAACAUGUUGCAGAGAGCAGCGAGCAAUGCGUAUUCAUGGUGGUGGGCCAGCCACAUUCGCACAAAGCAGUCCAAAUGGCUCGAACACAAUCUUCAAGAUAUGGAAGAGAAAGUAGAGUAUACUCUUAAGAUCAUAGAUGAAGAUGGAGACACUUUUGCCAAAAGAGCUGAGAUGUAUUACCGUAAAAGGCCAGAGAUUGUCAAUUUCGUUGAGGAGGCCUUUCGAUCAUACCGUGCAUUAGCUGAACGCUACGAUCAUCUAUCUAAAGAGCUUCAAAGCGCAAACCGCACAAUCGCCACAGCAUUCCCUGAACAUGUUCAGUUCCCUUCGGAUGAUGAUGAGGAUGAAAAUGAAGAUUACGAAGGCAAUCCAAGGAAACCUCAUCUUCAUCUCAUUCCCAAGGGAAGCAACAUACCUGAAGUCCCGGACAUUCCGAAGAAAGAGUUCAAAGGUCAAUCUAUGAUGUUGUCAAGAAAAGGACCAGCUGGUCCUUCUGCUUUCGCCAAGCGUGAAGCAGCGGUUGUUAGUUCUGGAUUGAGUAAGGAAGAGGGCUUGGAGGAGAUUGAUAACCUUCAGAAAGGGAUCUUGGCGUUGCAGACGGAGAAAGAGUUUGUGAGGAGCUCAUAUGAAGAGUCUUACGAGCGGUAUUGGGAUUUGGAGAAUGAAGUGGCUGAGAUGCAGAAGAGGGUUUGUAACUUACAAGACGAGUUUGGUCUUGGUGCUGCGAUUGAUGAUAGUGAAGCUAGGACGUUGAUGGCGAGCACGGCUUUGAGUUCUUGUAAAGACACAAUAGCUAAGCUUGAGGAGAAACAGAAGCAAUCUGUUGAAGAAGCGGAGAUUGAGAAGGGAAGAAUCACUAUUGCCAAAGAGAAGUUUGAUGCAUUGAGGAACAAAUUUGAGAAACCGGAAAGUGAGAAUCAUGAUGAGCUUAUUGAGACAGAACAAGAAGAAGCUGAUGUAGUUCAAGAACUUGAAGCUGAGAGGGAAGAUUCAAAUGAGAAUCUCACUGUUGUGAAGCUUGUGGAGAAGAUUGAUGAUCUUGUGCAUAGGGUUGUUUCAUUGGAGACUGAUGCUUGUUCUCACACUGCAUUGGUGAAGACAUUAAGAUCAGAGACAGAUGGGUUACAUGAACAUAUCCGCGGUCUAGAGGAGGACAAGGCGGCUCUUGUUUCGGAUUCCGCUGAUAUGAAACAGAGGAUAACCAUUCUUGAAGACGAGCUGAGUAAAGUUAGAAAGCUGUUCCAAAAGGUGGAAGAUCAGAACAAGAGUCUACAGAAACAGUUCAAAGAAGCUAACUGGACUGCGGAUGAUUUAUCUGGCAAGUUACAAGAUGUCAAGAUGGACGAAGAUGUCGAAGGAGCCAGAACCUUCCAAGAACAGCCACUUGUUUCAGGAUCAGAAGAUGAUCUAAAGUCAAUCUCAAAAGAGACAGAAACGACGAGAAGUAGUGGUGAAAGGAAGAAAGAGAAUGAAGACAUUGAAGAAGCAGAUCAAGAAGAGAAACCUGAGACUAAAGAUUCAUUUGCCUUGUCAGAAACAGCAAGCACUUGUUUCGGAACAGAAGGAGAAGAUUUGGUAACAGAAUACGAAGACGAAGAUACACCAAACUGGAGACAGAUGUUACCAGACGGGAUGGAGGAUAGAGAGAAGGUUCUGUUAGACGAAUACACAUCAGUACUAAGAGACUACAGAGAAGUAAAGAGAAAGCUAGGCGACGUCGAGAAGAAGAACCGAGAAGGGUUCUUCGAGCUUGCAUUACAGUUGAGAGAACUCAAGGAUGCUGUUGCUUACAAAGACGUAGAGAUUCAAGCUUUACGUCAAAAGCACGACACGCCAGGGAAAGAUUCUCCUUCUCCACAUCAUGUAGAAGGAAACAGCCAGCUGGAACAUGAUCAAGGACAACAGCAUGAGAGUGUCAGCAUCUCACCAACUUCUAACUUUUCUGUUUCCACUACGCCGCAUCAUCAAGCAGGAGAGGUGAAGAGAACACCAGCAAGGACAAAGUCAAGUGAGGUUAGAGUGAAAUUUGCAGACGUUGAUGAUAGCCCGAGAACAAAGAUUCCAACGGUGGAAGACAAAGUGCGUGCAGAUAUAGACGCGGUCCUGGAAGAGAAUCUAGAGUUCUGGUUAAGGUUUAGCACAUCGGUACAUCAGAUACAGAAGUACCAGACAACAUUUCAGGAUCUGAAAUCAGAGCUGUCGAAGCUGAGAAUCGAAAGCAAGCAACAGCAGGAAUCUUCAAGAAGUGGUAGCAGUAGUAAGCACGCAGCUGCAUCAGAGGCAAAACCUAUCUAUAGACACCUUAGAGAGAUUCGAACAGAGCUGCAGCUAUGGCUAGAGAACAGCGCGGUUCUUAAAGACGAACUCCAGGGAAGGUAUACAUCGCUAGCUAAUAUCCAAGAAGAAGUCGCAAGAGUCACGUCUCAUUCUGGAGGUGGUAAAAUAAGUGACUCAGAGAUAAGUGGUUACCAAGCUGCAAAGUUCCAUGGAGAGAUACUCAACAUGAAACAGGAGAACAAAAGGGUGUCAAGUCAACUACAAUCGGGCCUUGAUCGUGUGAGAACGUUGAAGACUGACGUUGAGAAGAUUCUUGGUAAACUGGAAGAGGAUAUUGGGAUCUCAAGUGCAACGGAAGCAAGAACAACUCCGAGCAAGAGCUCGUCGAGUGGAAGGACGAGGAUUCCGUUACGGUCGUUCUUGUUCGGUGUAAAGUUAAAGAAGCAUACAAAACAGAAGCAAGCUUCAGCAUCUCUCUUCUCUUGUGUCAGUCCAUCUCCAGCUCUGCAAAGACAGUCUAGUUACGUUAGGCAACCUGGAAACCUCCCUGAAUAAUCAUCCGUCUGUUAUUUUACCUUUUCAGUUCCUUUUUUUCUAGCUUUUAUGUCAAAUCAAAUCAAACUGUAUCUUCAUUCUUUCACUGUUUUCAAGAAUUUGAAAAUCUACUUUGGAGUU
Messenger RNA from Brassica rapa (field mustard), 4495 nucleotides. RefSeq names its product protein NETWORKED 2A-like. The record is from RefSeq and is a predicted model, not a curated record. Gene Ontology annotation, molecular function: actin binding. Lineage: Eukaryota; Viridiplantae; Streptophyta; Magnoliopsida; Brassicales; Brassicaceae.